Caenorhabditis elegans is the source of this 1119-nucleotide messenger RNA. It is a transcript of the gene srw-133, whose product is annotated as G-protein coupled receptors family 1 profile domain-containing protein. The coding region runs from base 1 to 1119 and encodes 372 amino acids. Gene Ontology annotation, biological process: G protein-coupled receptor signaling pathway; signal transduction. The transcript has 5 exons. Gene Ontology annotation, cellular component: membrane. Gene Ontology annotation, molecular function: G protein-coupled peptide receptor activity; G protein-coupled receptor activity. The record is from RefSeq and is marked reviewed. NCBI's taxonomy places the organism in Eukaryota, Metazoa, Nematoda, Chromadorea, Rhabditida, Rhabditidae.
AUGGCACUAUGCGAUCAGCAAUUUCAAUAUUUUUAUCCAAAUUUCCAGAAUAAAACAGCAAUUAGUUUAUGCCAGUUUCAAUUUAAAUUAAUUGAAAUUGUGUCACAAAUUUCGGCUUACGAGUACAUCGCUUCAUGUGUAUGCUUUCUCAUAAACGUUGUUCACAUCCUUGUUCUGACUAGAAAAUCAAUGAGAACAUCUUCAAUUAAUGUUAUAAUGACCGCAGUUGCUAUAUUUGAUAUUUGCUCAUAUCUACUAAACUUCGGAACUCUAGCCGUCAGAAUUAUCUCAUCGUAUUCAAAAUGUUUCAAUGAGUCGUCUUAUCAAAUGAUAUUCCUGAAUAAUUGUCUAUUCUUUAUCAACGAGUACGCCCGCCGAUGUUCCACGUGGCUCUUAUUCAGCGUUGCAGUAAUUCGGACACUAGUUAUUCGAAAUCCAAUGAGCCCCAAAUAUGCUAAACUGUCAAAUUCAUCUACUGCACUACGCGUGAUCUUUGGAGUAUCCAUCAUCUGCAUUAUUUUCUCUAUUAAUACUGCUCUCGAAAAUGAAAUUGAAAUUAUUGAUAGAAAACCAUCAGAAUGCAAUUCAAAAGGUGUUAUAUCAUAUGGACAUGUUGUUUCCAAACUAUUCUGGCAAAACGACGAGUUUUUACUGAAAAUCUCUACAUUCACCACUGCAAUUGUUUCACAUAUUAUCCCGUGCAUUCUUUUUCCAAUAAUCACUAUUAUUCUUAUUAACGAACUCCGAAGAAUCGAUGUCAAACGAAAAAGCUCCACAUCUUCCAAUAAGGCUAAAGAUUCUCAAAACAGAACAAAAUUGGUUUUCUAUAACACAAUAUUAUUUCUCAUCGCAGAGUUUCCUCUUGGCUUCAGUAUGGCUGUUACUUGGUUUUUUGUCGAUGUUCCCGGAUUACAACUAAUAUUCUCAUACUCCCAAUAUCUUUUUUCCGUGGUAUUGACUAUUAACACAAGUUCACAUUUUGUCAUUUGUAUGCUUAUGUCAUCUCAAUACCGGAACAAUGCAAAGAUCCUAAUAUUUAAUGUUGAAUUAUUGAAGAAUAAAAAAGUCAGCAUCAGCAGCUUAUCGCAAACUGCUUCAAGUACACAUUGUAAAUAUUAG